This is a messenger RNA of Cephus cinctus (wheat stem sawfly), 4744 nucleotides long. Its product is annotated as ATP-binding cassette sub-family G member 1. The transcript is spliced from 13 exons. Gene Ontology annotation, cellular component: plasma membrane. Lineage: Eukaryota; Metazoa; Arthropoda; Insecta; Hymenoptera; Cephidae. The coding region runs from base 1287 to 3053 and encodes 588 amino acids. Gene Ontology annotation, molecular function: ABC-type transporter activity; ATP hydrolysis activity; ATP binding. The record is from RefSeq and is a predicted model, not a curated record.
UUGGUGAGAUGCCGCAAGCUAUGUCACGUGACCCAGCCAGUAAACCCCCACUAAACUGGGCACUUGGAUUCCUGCCAGGGCCGUAAUUGAUGGGUGCCUCGUUGAUCUAAUCACACGUAUCAUCAUGGGGCUGUAUCGCGACGGGAGAAUAAGCGUGAUAGCCGAUAUUAUGAGUUUCUGUCACGCGUAAAUAAAUAAUAAAACGUUGAUGACGAAAUGUCGUAUACCCCAUUUGGAAAAAUACGCUGGAUGAGACGAAGCCUGUUUUGCAAGUUUUAAUAUAAUUUUAUACGCACGGACGACUGUUUUAUGGAUACCAACGUGCGUUUCAUGUUACUAUUAAAACACGUGAAAAAUUUCAACGGCGCAUUUGUCUACCAGUUGAAUUAACGAAAAGCACGUUGACGCUUAUUUGACAAUCGCGCGCUAUUACAACCUUAUUAAAAAUGUACGCUUUUCAUCGCGCUGAACUGUCGAUAAUUAUGAGAUGGGAACUUCGUUACCGACCGAGAACGUCCCGAUAAGCGACGGACGCUUAUACAAAAUGAUGCAUCACAAAAGUCGCAUCUUCAAUCAAUUUAAGUAAUGCGUCACCGACCUUCUCAUUUUAUACUAUCUCUUAUUAAAUCGUCCUGUGGUUCACCGUCUCCCCAGCAUCCGUCACGCUCUCUUAUAAUUCCGUCGUUGGCAAAGCCAAAGAGAAGCCACGUAACGGUGUGCUCUCUUUUGUGACGUGAAAUCGGGAUGAACGCAGUGAUGGUUUGUCCGUUCAGUGGCCGUUGUGCCUAGCUGUGCCCGUUCUGUGAAGCGUACAGUUGAGCGACAGUAUACUACUCGGUUACCUCAGGAGGCUUAGCUUACUGCUAUUUUGUUACGCGAGUCAGUUACUUACGGCGGGAAGAAUAAGACGGACGAUUCGUGAAAACUACGUGGUGUUUUACGUGCUUAUAAAUAUAUUUCCUUUAAAUAACUCCUUGUGCGGUUUUCAAGCGGCGCUAAUUUUUUAAUAAUUUUAAAUAGGUAUUCCGUCAAAAGUUUCUUUACUCUUUUUACCGUGGAAAUUUCGAUCACCGUGACUUGCACGAUGAUGGCAUUAAACGUCAGCGGAAAGUGAUGAUCAAACUUUUCGUUGUAUUAUCUGAUAUUAUCACUGUACGCAGAUGCUAUAAAGUAUAUUGUGAUAACCCUUGUAGAAAUUCAAAUGAUAUUCAUUGACUUUACUUGAAAAGGUGAAUAUAUAAAAGCACCAACACAUCUUGGAAGCCAAAGACAAUUGUGGACUUAAUAUGAAUAUCGAAUUCGAGAAUCUGACGUACAGAGUACGGGACCGAGGUCAUUCAGUUCGUUCCCGUCAAAUUCUCAACGAUGUCACGGGUCAUUUUCGAAAUGGCGAACUGUCUGUGAUCAUGGGUCAUUCCGGAGCUGGAAAAACGUCUCUGCUUCACGCAGUCUCCGGCUACAGAACCUUAGGCGUCACCGGUCGUCUUCUUGUGAACGGAAAGCUUCGCGACAAUCGUGAAUUCCGUCGACUCAGAUGUUACAUUACGCAAGAGGACCUUCUUCAGCCUUUUUUGACUGCACGUGAGGCUAUCAGGGUCGCUGCUGCUUUGAAACUUCCAGCCAUUGCAAGAACCACUAAAAAAGCCUUCGAGCAGACGGUGGAAGAAGUCUUGGCAAAAAUUGGACUUACGGAAUGUGCAGAUGUAAGGACAGAAUCGUUGUCAGGGGGUCAACGUAAAAGAUUAUCUAUAGCAUUGGAAUUGGUAAACAAUCCUCCUGCAUUUUUUCUCGAUGAACCAACUAGUGGUUUGGAUACAGUAUCUUCUGGACAAACGUUACGUUUGCUACGAGACUUGGCGCACGAUGGAAGUCGUGCUGUUAUAUGCACUCUGCAUCAACCAAGUGCAUCUCUUUUUAAGCUACUUGAUAGAGUUUAUGUAAUGGCGCAUGGACGUUGUGUUUAUCAAGGAAAACCAGAUUCCUUGAUAACUUUUCUGGAGGAAGUUAAUCGACCAUGUCCUACCCAUUAUAAUCCAGCAGAUUUUAUCAUUGAAAUAACGGAGGAUGAUAGCAAUAUUGAGUUACUAUCGAAUUCCAUUGAAAAUGGCAAAAGAGAUAUUGAUGGAUCCGAAACAAGGGAAGAAAAAAAAAGUAUUAUAGAUUCUGAACAGAUAUGUCCAGAUUUUGAACAGUUUUAUGAUUAUCCUAAUUCAGGAUGGCAUCAGUUUACCGUUCUUCUUGGACGAAUGCUCUUACAAAUUUCUAGGAAUAAGACUGGAUUAUGGGUACAGCUGUUCCAUUAUCUUUUAUGCGGUCUAGCUGUAGGUAUUGUAUUUUAUAAUCGAGCACAGGAUGGUUCCCAGAUGUUUAAUCAUUUGAAAUUUUGCAUCGGAGUCAUCAUCUUCUUUGCCUACACUCAUUUGAUGGUACCGGUCUUAGUCUUUCCAACGGAAGUGAAACUGGUUAAAAAGGAACACUUUAAUAGAUGGUAUGACUUAACGCCAUAUUAUGCUGCACUAACAGUCUCAAAAUUACCAGUGCAGAUAUUCCUAAAUAUGAUUUUUGUCUCACUGGCUUACGGCAUGACAGGUCUACCACAUGAAGGAAUUCGGUUCACGAUGUUUUCAUUAAUUGGAAAUGCUGUUUCGUUAGUGGCAGAAGGUAUUGGCCUGGCCAUCGGAUCGGUAUUCAAUAUUACGAAUGGAUGUGCGGUCGGACCAGCAGCAAUUGCACCUUUUCUCGGAUUGGCCAUUUAUGGUUUUGAUUUUGCCAAAGACAUACCCUGGUACAUGAAUGCCUUGAUGAGAUUGAGUUUUAUUCGCUGCGGCGUAGUAGGACUGGUUCUGGCAGUUUUCGGUUAUGGCCGUCAACGACUCGAAUGUCCUAAAACUGAGAUUUAUUGUCAUUUUGAUGAUCCUAAAGUGCUGCUUCGAUAUUUGGAUAUCGAUACUGUAUCGAUUUGGAGCGAGCUGUUAUCACUUGUUGGUCUCAUGUGUUUCUUCCGUGGCCUUUGUUAUAUAGGAUUAAGAUAUAGAUUUUCAUCCUUUACUUAACAGCAUUUAAUUAAUCAAAUUGAUUCAUUGGAACUUAUUCUAGUAAUGAUAUCAGCUUGAUUGAAAUAUUUUUGGAAACUCGCUGCUCAUAUAUUUUCAAGUUUCACGGUUUGAAAAUACUUGCGCGAUAAUUAUUCAUAUUAUAAGGAUAAUAUAUGAUAAUAAUAAUAAGCAUAUAAUAGUAUUGUUAUUGUUACAAUACCUAUCCUAAGAUCCAUCAGUGAUUUUUUUAAAUGAUAAUGCUUCUGAGUGUUUUCUUGCGAUCGCUUUUGCAGUCGUUUUUUGGAUUUGAAAACAGAAAAUGGCCAGAAAAGCAUCAAUAAUUGAUUAUUUCUAUACACACAAUUUUUUUUGUACGAAAUCCCACGGUGUUAUCAUCUAUGCAAAUAUUUUACUGUUAUGUUAAACCUGAUAUAUUUUUUCAACGACAAAAAUGUGUUUUCUUAGCAUCAGAACUAAAUAUCUAAAAACAGACACUGAACCAUUAAUGGAUCAAUAUGCCACUGUUCUAUUGAUGUAAAAUUUUAUAAUUAAGAUACGCAUUAGUAGGGCUUAUAUAAAUUUUAUAUUUUAUAUUAAUGACAUAGCAGAGCGGUGACGCACGCUAUUCGUAUAUUUAAUUAUAUUAGAGCAUUGACAAAUUCUUUUGUUAAUAUUUAUAUAAACCAAAGCAUAUGGGAAAUGUCGCACGUAAUUUUAAUAUUACGUGGACACAGCUGUUAGUAAACAAUAAGAGAGAUUGCCCAGUACAAAUACAGGAACAGAAAGUACGCAAACGCCCUAUUGUUUAUGACAAAAAUGUGAAAUGUUACACAAUCUACACUGCUCAGCAGAUCAAAUAAAUAACUUCUUGAUAAACAUUCUUCUUUCCGCAUACGUAUAAACGUCAUUAAUUUCUCUUAAACACGACACGUAUUUUCAUCCUCGUUAAUCAUCAGACGAGUGCAAAUUGGACUUUUGUAAUUUUAACCGCUUAUAACUAGUUAAUAAUUAUCUAAUCGAGAAGUUUAAUACGAUUUUUUUGGGGUAACGAAGAUUGAGAUUUCAUAUGGCAUUGCUAAAAUUUAAAUAAAGUUUCAAUAGAAAAUGUUUUACAAAGGCCUGCGGAAGAAAAAUGAAACAAAAUCUCAUAAAUGGACGCUCGUUUUUUCAAUUAAACGAUUCAAAAAAAUAAAAGGAAAUUCAUGUAAAUUUUGACUAAAUUGAAUAUUAGAUAUUUUCAGAUUGGUGAGAAAAUGUGAUAAAAAAUACAUAUAUAUAUAUUCCACACUUGCACGUCCUACACGUGCAUAUUCGUAUUCUAUACGUGUUAUAUAUGCCAGUUAGACGUAUUUGGCGUUAAUUUGACGUCAUCUACAAAGAUGAGUAGGGAGAUGCACAACACUACGGUUUUAGGCGAUACCAAAAUCAUGGCGCUAAAUCGUAGUGGCGAGUCCGGGAGCAGGAUUUUGUGAUCAUCGCCUCCGUUGACAAUGCGAAUCCCGUCGUAACCGAGCUAAACGUGAACACGAACGUGCAGUUUGGCGAGCAGAUGUUCUCCGCUACUCAACGCUGGUUCCUACAGCCACCCUUAGAACGAGACCGGGAACUACAGAACUUCUCAAGAACUGUUGAAACAUCUUAAAGACAUUUUUAAGAAAGUGCGGUGCCAACUAAACAUCCGUGUAGCACCUCAUUUUUCACUAAAUAUU